UUCGCGUCAAUUCGUCUGUUUCGUUUAUCAAUAUUUUACAUAAUUGUUACUUGUUUUUUCUAUACUGAUAAGCUCAUCAAGUACAUACUCGUAGUCUCGUACCUAUUUCCGCACUUUAUUUCAAGUUGAAGUUUCUCCAUCUCCCCUUACAUGAGCUGCUCAGAAAACAUUAAAAUGAAGCAAAUUCCAAAAGAUAACAUUGAGACGGAGCAAGACGUUCCUAAAGAAGCCAUCAAAAGACAGCUGAUAACGUUAAUUCCAGUUAAUAUGAACGCACUGAUGAUGGGAUGUGUCAUAGGAUGGCUCCCAGUCGCGAUAUAUUUCAUUAAUGGUGACGGAGAGAUCAGUUCAUGCUCGGAAUGUAAUUUGAUGGCAACAUUUGGCCAACUUGGAAAGGUCGCAUUCGCAAUUCCUGGCGGAAUGAUUGUGGACAGAUAUGGCAGGAGGAAAGUUACCAUUGGUAUCGCGUUGUUGAAUUUUUCAACUUGGAUGGGCAUAUCGUUAUGGACUACGCCAGUUGUGAAUUACGUUGGACAAUUCAUUCUAGGAGCAAGUCAAGCCCUCACACAAGAAGCCUGCCUAAUCAUCAUAGGCGAAACAGCAUCUCCCAGCAUACGAGGUCAGCUGAGCAGCGUGUACCAAAUUUCCCUUUCAAUCGGCGUAAUCCUACCAGCAGUUUUCGGUAUAAUUUUACCCUCUUACACGAUGAUCAAUUGGAUAAUAACGUUGUGUUCAUUCAUCACCCUUCUUUCGACGUAUAUCACAUCCGAAACACCCAGUUACUUGAUCAGUAAAUCGAAAUCAAAUCAAGCCAGAAUACACCUAUCAAGACUACGACGAGGAUACUCGUUCGAAAAAAGGAAUACAGAAUUCGAAAGCUUGCAAAAAUACAUAGAAGAUGAAAAAGCACUAAAAAAACAACUAGACUGGUGGGAAUUUCUGAAAAUGAAAAGCACCUGGCAGCCAUUACUGAUAUGCGUCUCGAUUAAGUUCUUUACAGCCGGAACAGGAAGGAAUUUAUUUACCACUUUCGUUACGAAUAUAUACACGUCGGAUGAACUACCAAAAAAAUAUUAUCCUUUGAUCAUGCAGAUUAUCAUGCUCCUCAUCAACGUGAUUACCACUUUCUACAUCGAUAGAUUUCCUCGCCGAACAUUAUUCGUAUUUGGAGCAAUUUCUAUAUCCGUUUCAAACGCCUUUUCCGCCAUAAUGAAUUAUUUUUACGUAACAAGCAACAAUGCGAUAUUCAACUGGUUAUUUUUGCUGGGAAAUUUUUCAUAUUUGGUAUUUUGUAAUGGUACAGUGCAGCCUAUCAACAGCAUAAUCAGAGCCGAGCUGUUCCCUCACGUCGUCAAAGGAUUCGGAGGAUCACUCAGUAUCAUAAGUCAGUCCAUUUCCACCAUCAUUUCGUUCCAAAUAUAUUACGUCAUCGAUGAAUAUUCACAUUUGUACGCCUUAUACGCAGUAUUGACGCUAUAUUCGGUCAUAUUGUACAUAAUUGUGCACCUUUUCCUACCCGAGAGUCGUGGAUCAACUCUGGCCGACAUACAGUCAAAAUUUCAAAAAAAUUUGACACCAUACGACGACGUGGCCGAAUUUAAAAUCAACGAAAGUUCCAACUGCAAGAGCGAUUUGAUCGAUCUGUCCGAUAAUUUAGUUUAGCUGCAGUUCAAUGGGGAAAUAUGGUCGCAUUAAAUCGCUUCAUCGAUGUCGUGAUGAACAGAAUGACGGUUGUUGCUCAUCAAUUUCGGUGAGAAAAGGACAACGAGACAAACCAGACGACGAAGAAGCACAAAGCAUCACUGUGAAGUGAAAUUCACAUCGAGGAUGUAGGCAUUACUUUCAUUUAUGCCAGUGUCAUUACAGUUUGGAUAGAAACCAAGCACUUCUGUACAUGAAAUGACAUUGUUUGAAAUGAGGAUAAUUGACCAAAAAUGGCCCAUGGAAUGUCUGGUGAUUACUGCUCAACAAAUGAAAAGAAGCCAACACCUGCCAGAGUUGAAAUAGAAGUAUUUUAAAAAAAAAAAAAAAAAAAAAAAAAAGAA
This is a messenger RNA of Planococcus citri (citrus mealybug), 2045 nucleotides long. Its product is annotated as putative metabolite transport protein YncC. The coding region runs from base 151 to 1662 and encodes 503 amino acids. The transcript has 4 exons. Gene Ontology annotation, molecular function: transmembrane transporter activity. Gene Ontology annotation, cellular component: membrane. Gene Ontology annotation, biological process: transmembrane transport. The record is from RefSeq and is a predicted model, not a curated record. NCBI's taxonomy places the organism in Eukaryota, Metazoa, Arthropoda, Insecta, Hemiptera, Pseudococcidae.